AUGAAGUCCUUUGCUAUCCUCUUCGCCUCGGCUGUCGCCGUUGCCGCCACCGCUACCGUCGAUUUCCCCCAGGUCAAGCGCGCCGCCGAGGCUGCCGCCAUUGCCCUUGCCGCCCCUGAGGCCGAGCCAUGCUCCGGCCCUGCCGACCUCUGCACCAUGGCCAAGCGUGCCAACGACUUGCUCCUUGAGAAGGUCGGCGACCUCUACUCCAACUACACCACUGAAGGUGAUCAUGACAUCUUCGUCGUCAGGCGUGAUCCGGACCCGGCCUUCUGUGGCCGUAUCCGCGGUCAGCCCUGCCACAAGAAGCGUGAAGCCGAAGCCGACCCUGCCUUCUGUGGCCGCAUCCGUGGACAGCCUUGCCACAAAAAACGCGAGGCCGAGGCAGCAUUCUGUGGCCGCAUCCGCGGUCAGCCCUGUCACAAGAAGCGUGAGGCCGAGGCCGAGGCUGAUCCUGCCUUCUGCGGCCGCAUCCGCGGCCAGCCUUGCCACAAGAAGCGUGAGGCCAUCGCGAAGGCCGAGCCCGCAUUUUGCGGUCGUAUCCGCGGCCAGCCCUGCCACAAGCUCAAGCGUGCCGCUGAGGCUCUUGCUGACGCCGCUGCGAUGCCCGCUUUCUGCGGCCGUAUCCGCGGCCAGCCUUGCCACAAGGCCCGCCGCGACCUCGAGGAUGUGUCCAACUUCGCCAACGAGCUGGUUGGCUUCGCCGAGGGCAGCGAGUAA
Messenger RNA from Lasiodiplodia theobromae, 720 nucleotides. Its product is annotated as Pheromone precursor protein 1. The transcript has 2 exons. The record is from RefSeq and is a predicted model, not a curated record. Bases 1 to 720 code for a protein of 239 amino acids. Lineage: Eukaryota; Fungi; Ascomycota; Dothideomycetes; Botryosphaeriales; Botryosphaeriaceae.